GUAAUACAUUUGUGCAGUGUUGGCCAACUGCUGUUGAAAUCAAGCGGAAAAAAAAAGAAUGAUAGCGGCGGCGAAUGACUUGUGAUACUGCUGAAGAAUAACCAGAAAAGAACACACAUCGCGAUCAUCUAGCGGGGAAACUGUAGAAAGUCAAACAAGAUGACUGAAUUCUCUGUGGACGCCAACACGAUUUGCUUAUUUGAUGUUGACGGAACCCUGACAGCUGCGAGACAGGUGGAGUAAAUCCUGUGACAACGGAAAUGUCCAUGUUUAUUGAGAAGUUGAAGACUCGUGUUCGUGUUGGUGUGGUCGGGGGGUCAGACCUCUGCAAAAUCAAAGAACAACUGGGAGAUGAUGUAAUCCAAAAAGUAGACUAUGUAUUUGCAGAGAACGGUCUUGUGGCCUAUAAGGAGGGACAGUUAAUAUCUAUUCAGUCCAUCCAGGCCCACAUGGGAGAAGAGCUACUGCAAGAGUUUAUUAAUUUCUGUCUCAACUACAUGUCCAAGAUCAAACUUCCCAAGAAGAGAGGUACAUUCAUUGAAUUUCGUAACGGCAUGUUGAACAUCUCCCCAAUUGGACGAAGCUGUACUGUGGAAGAACGCAAAGAGUUCUAUGAGCUCGACCAGAGAGAAAGCAUCCGGGAGAAGUUUGUGUCUGUUUUAAAGGAGCAGUUCAAAGGAAAAGGGUUGUCGUUUUCAAUUGGAGGGCAGAUCAGCUUUGAUGUCUUCCCUGAUGGCUGGGAUAAAAGAUACUGCCUUGGGAUCAUUGAGAAGGAUAACUACUCAACUAUUCACUUCUUUGGGGACAAGACUAAACCUGGAGGAAAUGACUAUGAGAUCUACUGUGACCCACGCACCAUUGGCCAUGAAGUCACUUGUCCAGAUGAAACACAAAAACUUUGCCAGCAGCUUUUCUUCUCAUGAAAAUUUCCGCAACAUCUACUGCAUGUUAAGGAUAGAAAAGAGACUCAAUUGAGAGCAUGUGAAGGUUAUGGAGGUUCUAACUUCAGGGUUGCGAAUGAUAUUAUUAUUAUUAUAAUUUUUUUUGAUGGACCAUUUGAACUGCCUUGUGUUCACAUGUAAGUAUUUUUGAAAUAUGGCUAUUAUCGGAAAAAUCUUGUUGGUUCAAGAUUCUUGACUAUAUAGCUACUCCUUUAAGAAUGAUGAAUAUAUUGAAUGUGGAACCUAAUAAGGAAUAAUUGUCUAUCAGUUAUUAACAUCUUGACGUCAUAGCGAAAUUACACUAGAAAAUAAAUUGCUUUUUCCAUUUCA
Messenger RNA from Syngnathoides biaculeatus (alligator pipefish), 1271 nucleotides. It is a transcript of the gene pmm2, whose product is annotated as phosphomannomutase 2. The record is from RefSeq and is a predicted model, not a curated record. The transcript has 8 exons. Gene Ontology annotation, molecular function: phosphomannomutase activity. Bases 261 to 923 code for a protein of 220 amino acids. Lineage: Eukaryota; Metazoa; Chordata; Actinopteri; Syngnathiformes; Syngnathidae. Gene Ontology annotation, biological process: protein N-linked glycosylation; mannose metabolic process; GDP-mannose biosynthetic process. Gene Ontology annotation, cellular component: cytosol.